AAACCAAGACAAAAACACCCCCUAAUAACUUAAUACAUAGACCCUUCUUCUUCUUGUUCUUCUUUCUCUUUGGACAUUGAAGACAGAGACCCUUUGUUCCUAUGGCAGCAAGAAACCUGAGUUCAGAAGUUUUGAAGACCACUUUGUCAAACUCAAUCCAAGCUCUUGGUCGAGGCUUUGAUGUGACUUCAGAUAUUAGGCUUCUGUAUUGCAAAGGAGCACCUGGGUCAAGGCUUGUGAAUCUGGAUGAGAGUAAGGCUAAAGAUCUUGCUGUUUCUGAUGGGCUUGUGGUGCCAAACGUGCCUGCUGAUAUUGACUGCUCACCUGGGAAGAGAACCAUUGAGAGAGUCCCUGUCUGUAGCUUCCAUGAGAUGGCAGAAUACUUUAAUAAGAAAUCAGGUUUAUCUACCCGCAUACCUCUGGGAAGCUUCAAUGCCAUGUUUAAUUUUACUGGUUCUUGGCAAGUUGAUGCAGCAGCAACCAAAUACCUUGCUAUGGUUGGAUACUUUAUUCCUAUAUACAAAGUUAACUUGGAAACAGAAAAUUUGGUUCUGCGUGAUGAAAUCAAACAUGCUGUUCCUUACUCUUGGGAUCCUGCAGCUUUGGCAAGUUUUAUUGAGAACUUUGGUACACAUAUAGUCACGUCGGCGACAAUUGGUGGAAGAGAUGUGGUCUAUGUUAGGCAGCACCAGUCAUCUCCUUUAUCAUUAUCAGACAUUCAGAAUUAUGUGAAAGACAUCGGUGAUGAUAGGUUUAUUGACUCAAAAGGCCAGUCAAGUGCUGGCCCCUUAAAAUACAAGGACAAGGAUGUUACGGUCAUCUUCAGGAGGAGGGGAGGUGAUGAUCUUGAGCAGAGUCAUACCAAGUGGGCGGAGACAGUACAACUAGCACCAGAUGUGAUCAAUAUGACAUUUACACCUAUUGUUUCUCUUCUUGAAGGAGUGCCCGGAAUAAAGCACUUGAGCCGUGCAAUUGAGUUAUAUCUAGAGUACAAACCACCGAUUGAAGAUCUGCAGUAUUUCCUGGACUUUCAAAUUGCUCAAGUUUGGGCCCCAGAGCAAAAAAAUCUGCAAAGGAAAGAACCUGUCUGUUCAUCCCUUCAGUUCAGCUUGAUGGGUCCCAAGCUUUAUAUCAGUCCGGAUCAGGUAACAGUAGGCCGUAAGCCUGUCACAGGGCUCAGGCUUAACCUGGAAGGCAGCAAGCAGAACCGACUUGCUAUACAUUUGCAGCAUCUAGUGUCCCUUCCCAAGAUUCUUCAACCCCACUGGGAUGCACAUAUGGCCAUAGGUGCACCUAGGUGGCAAGGUCCAGAGGAGCAAGAUAGUCGUUGGUUUGAGCCAAUCAAGUGGAAGAACUUCUCCCACGUAAGCACUGCACCAAUAGAGCAUGUAGAAACUUCUAUUGGUGACCUGUCUGGUGUUCACAUUGUCACCGGAGCGCAGCUUGGCGUUUGGGAUUUUGGCGCCAAAAAUGUUUUGCACCUCAAACUCCUCUUUUCAAAAGUACCAGGCUGCACAAUCCGACGGUCGGUGUGGGAUCACAGUCCCGCCACCCCUUCUGCACAGAGGCCUGAUGGCUCUUCUUCGUCACAUUCAAAUAAUAGAAACUCUGAAGACAAAAAGGACAAACUAGGAAAGUUAGUAGACUUGACAGAAAUGUCAAAGGGGCCUCAAGAUAUCCCUGGACAUUGGUUAGUCACAGGAGCUAAGCUUGGAGUGGACAAGGGAAAGAUUGUAUUGCGUGUAAAAUACUCCUUGCUAAAUUACUGAUCCUCUGCCCUUUUUGAAGGUAAAUUGUAGGUUUUUUCUCCACUAAAUGACUACUUAGUCAAUCAUUCUUUGCACAGGCAAUCCCUGAGUUCUUUCAUGUACAUUUUGUCCCUGUCAUCUUCAAUUGAUGGUCACCUCAUCGUUUAUCUGCAGGCUUUUCAUUUAAAAUUGGUUGAGAUUUUUUCGUUCUUUAAUCAGACGACAAUUUUCAUAUGUUGAAUAAUCAUAUACCAGAUGUUCAUUUAUCUAUAAAUCCUUCCCAGUGA
Messenger RNA from Argentina anserina (silverweed cinquefoil), 2035 nucleotides. Its product is annotated as MACPF domain-containing protein CAD1. Lineage: Eukaryota; Viridiplantae; Streptophyta; Magnoliopsida; Rosales; Rosaceae. Gene Ontology annotation, cellular component: plasma membrane. Gene Ontology annotation, biological process: plant-type hypersensitive response; regulation of salicylic acid mediated signaling pathway. The record is from RefSeq and is a predicted model, not a curated record. The coding region runs from base 102 to 1769 and encodes 555 amino acids. The transcript is spliced from 6 exons.